Messenger RNA from Belonocnema kinseyi, 3330 nucleotides. It is a transcript of the gene Wdr24, whose product is annotated as GATOR complex protein WDR24. The transcript has 12 exons. The record is from RefSeq and is a predicted model, not a curated record. Gene Ontology annotation, molecular function: protein binding. Bases 455 to 2788 code for a protein of 777 amino acids. NCBI's taxonomy places the organism in Eukaryota, Metazoa, Arthropoda, Insecta, Hymenoptera, Cynipidae. Gene Ontology annotation, biological process: positive regulation of TOR signaling.
UCGGAUAACCUAAGUUGUUAAUAAAUAUAUAUUUUUUUUCAAGUUGCGUUUCAAAUCUCAUUCUCAAUAUAAUUAAGUUUCGUUAUAAAAAUCAAAUAAUGGGAAAUGAAGUUAAUAUUAAUUAUAAUAUCGUAAAAUAUAUGUCUGAGUUUAGUGUCGGAGUGCAGUUGUGGCCAAAUGUAACCUAUAAGUCUCUGUUUUCUUGUUGUGAUUUCACAUGUUUCACGUUGCAACUUUGAAACAAAUACACAUAGUGAAUAUAAAAAUCAAGGAUCAAUAAACAGUAAAAAGGUGCAUUCUCGUCGGAUCAUUGUUUACUUCCAAGUCUUAUAGUUUAUAGGCGAGAGGAGCAUGUCAUAUAUUUGGAGCUUACGGUGUAAUGUUGAUUAAAAAGGUGUUAUUAUGUGCCUUAUUAUGUUGAAAUGUAGUCUUUUUUAAUUUAAAAAAGUUAAAUAUGACUUCGAGAACUACGUUUGUGGCGCAGGAAGGCCCGGCAAAUGCCUUGGCUCUCAACAGAGAUAAUGGUCAAGUUGUUAUUGCUGGUCGAAAUGUAUUCAAAAUAUUUACGUUACACGAGGACAGAUUUGAGGAAACUAUUAAUCUUCGAGUGGGGAAAAACUUAAACUUGAAUUUUUCAUGUAACGAUGUUGCAUGGAAUCUUAUAGACGAUCACAUACUAGCGACGGCCGCAACGAAUGGAGCAGUCGUCUUAUGGAAUUUGAAUAAAGCAUCUCGAUCAAAACAAGAACAUGUUUUUGGGGAUCAUAAAAGAACUGUGAAUAAAGUGAGUUUUCACAUAACCGAACCUAUGUGGCUGAUAUCAGGAUCACAAGAUGGAACGAUGAAGUGUUUUGAUCUGAGAAUUUCAGAAGCAGCGAAAACAUUUUAUAGUAACACGGAAUCGGUGCGAGAUGUGCAAUUCUCACCUCAUCAGCCUCACACCUUCGCAGCAGUUUCAGAAAACGGCCAUGUUCAACAGUGGGAUUUACGUCGACCUGAUCGAUAUUUCCAGCACUUUGCAGCCCACAGUGGACCCAUUUUUGCUUGUGAUUGGCAUCCUGAAGCCAAUUGGCUGGCGACCGCUUCCAGAGAUAAAACAAUAAAAGUUUGGGAUUUAUCAACAAAACCGGCUUGCGAAUAUACGAUUCAUACGAUAGCUUCGGUCGGUCGAAUCAAGUGGAGGCCUCAACGCAAAUUUCACAUAGCAAGCUGUGCCCUUGUCGUGGACUGUAGCAUCAACGUCUGGGACAUUAGGAGACCCUAUAUUCCUUUUGCAAGCUUCAACGAACACAGGGACGUUGCAACCGGCAUUGCCUGGAGAGGAGACCCUCAAUCCUUCCUUUCCACGAGCAGGGAUUGCACUCUUUACCAUCACGUUUUUAAAGACGCAACGAGACCUGCGAGUAAAGCGAAUCCACAAGGAGUAGCUCUGAAUCCGAAAGGCGAUAUUGCAUACGCUUGCAAAGUAAAUGUUAACGCUCCAACUGCAAUCAAACAACUGACUAAUAUUAUGAGAAAAACACCAGCCAGCAAUGACACUUUUUGUUUGGCUUCGAGUGUAAUGCACAGGUUUACAAUAAAUGCUCCUAGAGAACCAAAAUGGUUCAAAGCUUGUGCAGAAGGAUACAUGUUGAAUGGAAGACUGAACGAUAUUUGCGAUCACAAUGCCAUUGUUGCCAGCAAAGCUGGUAGAAAUGACGUGAGCACCGUAUGGUACAUUAUAAAAACUCUCUAUGCAAAUCCACUGGGAAAUAUUUUAAAAACUCCACCAACUGUGAUGAAAGAGGACGUCGUUAAUACGAUAAAUUUAACUCAAAUUACUUUGGGUAAUGCACUCGACCAGUCAAAUUCAGUGCACGAGACCGAUGUUAAAUCCAUUCAAGGCGAAGCUCCUGGAAUUAUAAGCGGAGGCGAUGAUGAGACUGAAACUGACGAGACACCAGACAAUCCGAAUUUUAUUGGACCUAUUUUGCCCAGGCACUUUUCGGAACGCGUUUACAGAAGAUCCUUCCCAGGUCACAAGCGGCAACAAAAGGGAGAUUUUCUUUUCGGAGAAGGUGAACUCGAACCGGUGAAUAUGGAAAUCACGAGUGGUUUCAUUGACAACAUGAUAAAUAACGACAAUGACUGGACUCUUCCAAAAGAAGCUUUUCCUCUUCGUCACGAAAUCCAGGACAGGUCGCCCCCUCCAGAGCAAUUCCCCAAUCACUCGCCAGACAUCAACGAUGACUCUGUAUCUGUGAUGGUUGAAGAUCAACCUUGCCAGUUGAUAGUAAAUUCAGUUCCCAAGCCUUCCUUUUGGGAUCCAACCCACCUUGUCGAAAAAGCUCUGAAACAUCACGCUGCUCUCCGGGAUAUUCAGACGACCGCUUCCAUUCUAAUUGCUCUUGGAGAUAGGCGAAAGAGCUUAAAUAUCGAAAUUACGAUUCAGGAGCAUUGGCUUCUUGAGUAUAUAGACAUGCUGGGAAGGUUUCGACUCUGGGAAGUCGCUACUCAGAUAAUACAAUUAGCCUGGAUUCCUUCAGUCUCGCAAUUAAAUCAGCAAUCAACUACCAUUCAUGCGUGUUGCACAAAUUGUACCAAACCUUUACAGAGAGCAGCAUGGUUGUGUGAUCGAUGUCAUACGGCGAAACAUGCUCUUUGCUCCAUUUGCCAUCAGGUCGUUCGUGGUGUAUAUUCCUGGUGUCAAGGUUGCACACAUGGAGGUCAUGUGGUCCACAUGUCAGAGUGGUUUAGUUCAAAUCGUCAGUGUCCAACUGGUUGCGGUCAUCUCUGUGAAUUCACGUAGUCCCAUAUCAGUUUAAUAUUUAAGUAGUGUAAGUUAAACACUGCUUAUCAGCAUUGUUUCUAUUUAAGAAAAGGCUCCUAUUCUUCAGACUACUAUUUUCCAAGAGAAGUAUACGAUUAUUUUACACAAAGACUUAGUUAUCAAAUCAAUUUAAAAACCAAAUCGGGAGCCUCGAUCUCUUCAAAUUUAGAGGCUUUGAAUUACGUUAGAAAAAGAAUAUGUGCAAAUUGCAGAAAUUAAUUUAAAUGACGAUGAGUGAUUUAUGUGUACAGGGUAAAAGCAGCUUAAAAAAAUUAAUUUCGGACCUCUCGAAAAAGGUAUCCCAUCAGAAUUGUUGCUUUGCCCUAUUUGUAUAUUAUGUAAAUAUUACAUAUCUGCGUAAUUUAAGCAGUUAAUUUGUAAAAAAAAAUUCUCCAACAUUUAGUAAAGGACUUUAACUAGUAUUAGUGAAUAGAAAAUGAUAGAACGAACAAUUAAUGCACUUUGAAUAUUAUUUAUUAUAGAAUAAAAAAUGUAUUUUUAUAUUACAACUAAAAUAAUUA